AUGACUGAGACUGCUGCAAAAGAGAAUCCUGUCGUUUUCUUUGACAUCUCAAUCGGCAAUGUCGCUCAGGGCCGCCUCAAACUAGAGCUCUUUGCUGACAUCGUACCCAGAACUGCUGAAAACUUUAGACAAUUCUGUACAGGCGAGGCAAAGGACGCUCGUAACGUACCGCAUGGCUACAAAAACUCACAAUUUCAUCGAGUCAUCUCAGGCUUCAUGGCACAAGGUGGAGAUUUCCUCAAUGGCGAUGGUACAGGGAGUGCCAGUAUAUAUGGCAGUACACGCUUCAAUGAUGAGAAUUUUACACUGAAACACGAUAAGCCAUUCCUCCUAUCCAUGGCAAACUCUGGCCCAAACACCAACGGCAGCCAGUUCUUCAUCACCUUUGCGCCAGCACCGUUUCUCAACAACAAGCACGUUGUGUUUGGCCAAGUCGUUGCUGGGAAGGAUAUUGUGCAGACUAUGGAACGUGCGCAAACCGUUAAUGACCGUCCAAAGCUACCCAUCGUCAUCACGCAAUGCGGCCAAAUGUACUAA
Protomyces lactucae-debilis is the source of this 537-nucleotide messenger RNA. Its product is annotated as peptidyl-prolyl cis-trans isomerase 11. The coding region runs from base 1 to 537 and encodes 178 amino acids. Gene Ontology annotation, molecular function: peptidyl-prolyl cis-trans isomerase activity. Gene Ontology annotation, biological process: protein folding; protein peptidyl-prolyl isomerization. The record is from RefSeq and is a predicted model, not a curated record. Gene Ontology annotation, cellular component: intracellular membrane-bounded organelle. The transcript is spliced from 3 exons. Lineage: Eukaryota; Fungi; Ascomycota; Taphrinomycetes; Taphrinales; Protomycetaceae.